CCACAGAAGCGCCUGCAGGUGGGAAACGCAAAGGUCUCACAUCUUCUCUUCUCUCUUCUUCCUGCCCGUCUCUUGACCUACCUGGCUGAUCUCAUCGUGUCGCAUAUCGCAAACGGCACCCGCGGCUCGUGUUUCUUUCCACCCUGAAUCUGUUCCCCUCUUCAGGUCGGCGCAUCGGUAUCCGUACUUACUCGGCGGCUGCACCCACCCGCUUCGUUUUUUUCCCUCCCCCUCUCGUCAAUCAACAACACAGACAAAUUGCUUCUCCAAUCCAUCUCUCACACGCACGCAAGCGGGCCCCCAAGAUGCCAACUCUUCGACGCAGAGGCGAGGUCGCGCGGGCGGUCGAGGAGCCCCACAUCGACGAGACCACGACGCGCGCUAUUGAGCCCAUCGCGAGCCAUCUUGAAUCCCUCGAGACGGCGCCGGACGGCACGGUCGAGGCGCUGGGCGUCGUCAACGACGCGGCUGAGGUGGCGGCGGCGAACGCAGAGGCAAAGGAGUCGGAAGCCGCGCAGAUCAGCGAGAGGGAUCGCGACCACCAGCACUCGCGGCGGCAGCGCUCGCACCUGCCGACCGUCUUGCAGUUCCCUCUCGUGACGGUACUGAGCUUCAGCAUCUCAAGCUUGUGCUACAGCUUCUUGAGCGAGUGGAGCCGCGGAGAGCUGGCGGGCAUCUCCAAGAGCUUGGAUACUUGGAGCGACGUCGCGACCUUGGCUGGAUGGCGCAUAUUCGAGCUCGCACUGGGCUGGUUCGGCAACUUUGAUAGCUACGACCUCGCUGCGCUCAACUUGCUCGCGCAUGGCCCUCCGGUCUAUCUCAUUGCCACUUUCUACAACAUCAGCCCCGCGACGGCCGUCUCGGCCCUGGGCAUCGAGAUGCUGUCUACUUUUGUGCCUUUCCAACUUCUGAGACCCUUGUCGGGCGCGCACGCCGGUGCUAAGAACGUCGCCAACCGCGAGAUUAUCACCGACAUCCCGAUCCAGAUCUACACUACUAUCCUGGCGGCGGCCAUCUACAGUCUCACCUUGUUCACAGCCUACAAGACGUACCUGCCCACGACGCUCGUGCUCUACUUCGAAGGGCUGCCCAGCCUCGCGCCUGCCUACACCACCAACUUUUUGGCCACUCUUCCUGUGACGAUUGCGUUCGGCAUUGCCGCGAGAUCCUUCAUCUUCACGCCGUUUGUCGCAACUGGCGAGACUGACGAGGAUGAGAAGCUGGCCGAGUUCGACCCGGCCACAGCCACUCUGGGCGAGACUCUGGCGUGGAACAUCUGGGGCUACACAACACGGGAAAAGGUCGUCAUCCUGCGGACGGCUGUGGCCAUGCUCGUCACGGGCGUCAACACGUACCUGCAGACAUUCAUGACCAUCAACGGCGUCGAGUCAUACGGCGCGUCUUUGUAUGCCGGCGCCUGGGUUGGCGCCGCCUUCUUGACGGGCGUCGGUCUUGGUUUCGUCGGCGGCGGAGAUGCGUGAGAGAGGCGCUUGCCUUGCAUUGCAUCGUAACCGGGAAAACUGCCACCUGAGCGAGGGAGGUUGCAGAUUGCUUACAAUACGGGAAGGGGAGUUUGCGGGGCAUUUCGUGGGCCACGGGCAGUACUAUUGGGGAGUUCUCGAAUCCUUGGAUUGUAGGCGAGGCUCUUUGCUUGGAUCGAGAGGGGGCAAAGAUGGACAACUAAGGUUGUUGCAGCCUGCCUCGCCCAGUCAGCCAGCAAGCUGAUGUAUACCACAUAUUCUCUUUUCUCUUUUCUUCUUUUUUUCUCUUUUCGUCUGUUUUCUAUGUUUGAGUAGUGUGUUCUCUCGUUCUAUCACUGUUGGGAGCUAUCGGUUCGUGCUUCGGAAACCCGUGUAUAUACGAAGCCAGUCCACCACCAAAUGGAGUUUGCCAGGAAUACGUACGAUCGACCUUUGUCCGACCUUGCUUGCUAUCUUAUGAACCCAUCACGUCACAUUCGCUCAAUUCAACCCGGAUCGACGAGCCUGCACCCUCCCAAGUCAGCCUCGCCUAGGCAAUAAAACGCAGAAUGUGCAUGACGCUAGCGUCGAGAUUGUCCUGUCUCCCCCCUUCAGUGUUCGAGUUCUUUUAAGAGGGAGGUGGUGGCGGUGGCAUCU
Messenger RNA from Colletotrichum destructivum, 2117 nucleotides. Its product is annotated as Putative MFS transporter superfamily. NCBI's taxonomy places the organism in Eukaryota, Fungi, Ascomycota, Sordariomycetes, Glomerellales, Glomerellaceae. The record is from RefSeq and is a predicted model, not a curated record. The transcript is spliced from 3 exons. The coding region runs from base 306 to 1481 and encodes 391 amino acids.